AGAUGUCUCUCCUGUGUCUGUGAAAGAUGUCUCUCCUGUGUCUGUGAAAGAUGUCUCUCCUGUAUCUGUGAAAGAUGUCUCUCCUGUAGCUGUGAAAGAUGUCUCUACUGUAUCUGUGAAAGACGUCUCUCCUGUGUGUGUGAAGGACGUCUCUCCUGUGUGUGUGAAGGACGUCUCUCCUGUGUGUGUGAAGGACGUCUCUCCUGUGUGUGUGAAGGACGUCUCUCCUGUGUGUGUGAAAGACGUCCCUUCUGUAUGUGUGAAAGAUGUCCCUCCUGUAUUUGUGGAGGACAUCCAUGUAUGUGUGAAAGACGUCCUCCUUCCAACCCCUGUCAUAGUUGACACCUCAUCAGUGAUUGACCCUUAUGAGGGCAUGAAGCCAGGGCAUACCAAAGUGGCCACUGAGCUGUCCCCAGAGAGUAGUGUCCUGUUGAAAGUAGUCCCCCCAGUGGCCCCUGUAUUAGUGUCCCCUGUACCAUACAAACCAGUGAAGACGGAUCCUGCCCCAGUGGACACACUAACCGCCCUGUCGGACACGCUCAUCUCCUUCGACACAGGUUCAUCCAGCUCCAGAGUCCCUGACCCAGUAUGCACCGAGACAGCAGAGCCUGCAGAGCCAGAGGACAGAGCGCAAAGUGAGCCGAUGCCUCAGCUCAUGAUUGAUGAUCUCCUCUCUCUCACUAACGGUGAAGAGGAGUUGGCGGAUCCCAUCCCUCCCAGAUCUUGGAGUCUGGAGUGUCUCAGUGGAUCAGACAGAGAUAUUGUCUCGACAGAGGUAGUGUCCCCUGACAGUCCGACCCCUAGUACUGACUCCAGUGAGGAUGAAGAGCCUGAGGAGCAGAGUCCACAGGUGUCCCUGGACACGGUUCAGAAACAGUCAUCUGAGAGUGAUUCACCAUGGGAUAGAUGGAGUGCACCUACUGUCAAUCAAGAGAAGGAGGAGAGAGACCCAGAGCCUUCAAUGGACCGUUUUAUUUCCUACUCCAGGACCUUGGACAGUUCUGCCAACCAGAGACCCAAGUCACCAGACACUGAGUCCAAUAAGUGUUUUGUGUACCUGAAGGAGUAUGUGAACGCUACAGACCUAACCAAGCACAACACUAGAGACGAUCCUGACUAUGUAACGUCUAGUUCUAGCAGCCAUUCCAACAGCAGCCCCUCCUCUUCCACCAGGACUACUACGACGUCUGCCUGUACGUACUGUGGAGAGCAGGUGGGCAACGAUGCCAAGAUCACCAUCGAGCACCUCAACAUCUCCUGUCACUCGGCCUGCUUCAAGUGUGGUGUUUGCAGUAAGCCAAUGGGAGACUUUCUGUUCAACAUGUUCCUGCACAAAGGGACUGUCCACUGUGAGAGCUGCUAUGGCAACGUCUUCUAGGAUGCUUCCUUUCCUUGUCUCCUUGUCUCUUUUCCUUCAUGGCCACAGAGGUGACAAGACUGGAUGGCUGAUUUAACUGCUCUCACCCAAUCAAGACCUGUCGUCUGCUAACAGACAGGGACACUGCACCUUGAGUUUGACAUGAAUUUCCAUGUGUGAGAUUUUGUUUUCAUACCUUUGUAUGGAUCCUACUGAAUUGCAUGAGGUUAACACUGGAACACUAUGGAAGUUAUUCUGUGGUUUAGGGUUGGUAAAGAGAAUAAUAUGAUCAUAUUACUGAUAUUGUCUUCCGUCCAAAUUAAUGAACACUUUAUUAUUUUUUUAUAUUUUUUUUCUUAAAGGUCCAGUGCAGUCAGAAAUGUGAUUUUCCUGUGUUUUACAUAUACUGUAUUUCCACGCUAUGAGGUUGGAAUAAUACUGCGAAAUUGUGAAAAUUAUGAUAAUUCCAUUUAAGUGUGUAAGCGCCAAAGAUGUCAGCCUGUUUUGGUGGGAGGAGUUUUGGCCUGCCUGGCGGCAUCACCAGGUAGUAUUGCGAAUAACAACUAGUUUUCAUGUUACAUAUCCUUCCCAUUAGGCUCGUCCAGUUAGGACUCUCACUCAGACUCUCAGCUAAAUUAUUUUUCGAGAAAUUGCUUGUUGUUUAAAAGCUAUUUUUAUUUCUUUUUGACCAUUUUAAUUGAAAAUAAUCACAGUGAGGUACUUAAUUACCUAGAAAUGGUUUGAUAUUGCGAUUAAAAACGGCUUCAUUGGACCUUUUAAUGUCGUAACUUGGUGAAUUUAUUGUGAAAUAUGAAGGAACUGUAUGUAAAAGUCUCUAAAUAUGAUUAUGUAAUGAAAAUAUUUAACUGGGAACUGGCUCUGUAGAUUAGCAGUUGGGUACAAUUUUCUACUUUCAGGCUUGACUAUGCAAAGUAAAUAACUAUAAUAUAUAUUUUUUUCACAUUUUCAUUUUUAAUUGUCUUAUGCUUUUUCUGUCAAUAAACAAUAAAACAGAUAUA
Molecule: messenger RNA, 2376 nt
Organism: Coregonus clupeaformis (lake whitefish)
Lineage: Eukaryota; Metazoa; Chordata; Actinopteri; Salmoniformes; Salmonidae
Product: zinc finger protein 185
Exons: 12
Coding region: 374-1378 (334 amino acids)
Source: RefSeq, a predicted model, not a curated record